This is a messenger RNA of Cucumis melo (muskmelon), 1073 nucleotides long. Its product is annotated as zinc finger protein WIP6-like. The record is from RefSeq and is a predicted model, not a curated record. Bases 107 to 976 code for a protein of 289 amino acids. The transcript is spliced from 2 exons. Gene Ontology annotation, molecular function: DNA-binding transcription factor activity. Gene Ontology annotation, biological process: anatomical structure development; regulation of gene expression. NCBI's taxonomy places the organism in Eukaryota, Viridiplantae, Streptophyta, Magnoliopsida, Cucurbitales, Cucurbitaceae. Gene Ontology annotation, cellular component: nucleus.
UUCUUUUUUUCUCUCUCUCACUCUCACUCUCACUCUCACUCUCCCUCUGUGUCUGCUGUGGGUCUGUGUCUGCUGUGGGCUUUUAAUUAAUAAUUCAAAUAGAGAGAUGCAGCAAAGUAGGAAGUUGAGUUGCAUUUCAUCAAGUGAGAGCGCAUGUUUGGAAGGUGAUGAAGAAGGAGAAGAAUCCAUUUUCCUUUCACUCUCCCCUCCAGGCCAACGUAACUCAUUCUCUUCCAAACAACAACAAACCAUUUACCCUAAUUCUUCUCUUCAAAACCCUAAUAAUAAUAAUAAUAAUCAUCAUCAUGAAAAUGGCGCCGCCGUCACCGUCGCAAUGCACAUUGGCCCUCCUCCGGCCCUCAUCUCCUCCGCCCCCUCCGCUGUCCGACCCCUUGACUACUGGAUCCCGACGCCUGCCCAAAUCCUGGUUGGUCCCACCCAGUUCUCUUGCUCUGUCUGCACUAAAACCUUCAACAGAUACAACAACAUGCAGAUGCACAUGUGGGGACAUGGAUCAGAGUACAGAAAAGGGCCAGAAUCAUUAAGAGGAUCAAAGGCAGCAUCAUCAAUGCUUAGAGUUCCAUGCUAUUGCUGUGCAGAAGGUUGUAAGAACAACAUAGAGCAUCCAAGGUCAAGGCCAUUGAAAGACUUUAGGACACUUCAAACACAUUACAAGAGAAAGCAUGGUGCAAAGCCAUUCAGUUGUAGGAAAUGUGGGAAGUCAUUUGCUGUUAGAGGGGAUUGGAGGACACAUGAGAAGAACUGUGGAAAGCUUUGGUUUUGUAUUUGUGGCUCUGAUUUUAAACAUAAAAGAUCCCUUAAAGAUCAUGUUCGUGCCUUUGGAGAUGGCCAUGCACCUCAUACUGUUCAACUUUGUGAAGUUGAAGAUGAUAAUGAUGAUGAUGAAUGGGAGUCGGAUCAUCAUCAUCAUCAACAUCUAAAUGGAUCCCCUCAAACCUGGUCUAUUUAUCAUUAACUUCUUGUUUUUCAUCUUAUAUAUUAACUUACUAUUUUGUUUUGUCCUUAAUUUUUAAUUAAUUAACAUUAUGAUCUACUACUUCCUUCUCUUUUAA